CUGAUUGGUCGUGCCGUUGCUCAGCGGUAUUAUGUUUGUUAAUGCAACUGUCAACAAAGUAUGAUCGUUUUAAAUUUCAUUGAUAAUGUCAUUUAGUACACUCUCGAUGUGAGGAAUGAAGAACAAAAAGGUGAAACCCUCAAAGGGUGUAAGCAACAGAAAAAGAGUGCUCAGUGAUGUGUCUCCAUCCACCAGUAUUCCUCCUCUGGUAGAAGGCCAGCUGAGAUGUUUUCUGAGAGUGACAGUGAGUAAAGUGCUGUGGACCAUCAUCAGAGCUCCUCCUGUGACUCUGAUCAGGCUCAGAUGGUGGGGAGAGUCUUCCAAUGGCACCUUCUUCAGGCCUAGAGAUGGACACGUUGAACAGAAAGGGGUCAAAUCGACAGCCCGCUUUCCAGUUCGAUGUGGACCAAAACAGCUGACGUCUUAUUUGACAGAUAUGGGCUCAUUGGUGCUGGAUGUGCUUACAAAGGUUGAUCAUUUGCCUAUAGCUCGAGCUCAAAUCCCUGGCAUUGCCCGGCUCUCUUUGUCUCACUCCAUAAAUGGAUAUUUCACACUUGUUUCGCCGACUUCAGAAAAACUUGGCGAGCUUCAGGUUAUGCUUGCCCUGGAACCGUUAACAGAAGGAUAUGACAGCAGUAGUUCAGUACCCACGACUGAUAUGAGCCUCGACGCACAGGCUCCUGGAGUAAAAAGUGACCAGAACAUGUCUGUAUUGCCAUCUCUGGAUCAGGCUCUCCCGAGGGUGAAGGAGACAGCUGGCAGCAGCUCCGGUCACAUGCCCAGAGGGAAGGAUUACUUGUAUUUUCAAGAAAGUGGUAAUAUCUUGCCAGUGUCUUCCACUGGAAAACCUAAACCUGCUUCCUCUCAAAAUCUCCAGGCUAAUAGCCAUACACCUGUCGACCUUUUGUCAGUGCUUCUGGAGCGAGGUAGCAAACUCAGAAAUGCCAUGGUGGUUUCAGCCUUAAAGUCUGACGUGGAGUCAGAUGUUCCUAUGAAGGACGUUCCCUCGGCCCUCUUUAAAGACAGCAAUGACGUUUUGCCAGAUAGACCCUCAUCAGGACAGUUUCUGGAGAACAUCCUUCAAUCGGAAUUCCACCAUCCUGCUCAGGACCUCGAAGAACCAAGUCAGAAUAGAGUCAACACAGAGGACAUGGCAGUGGACUUGCUACUGGGAAGUGUUAAUGGAUCUGUGCUGCAGUUCUGGGACGGCGAGGGUUCUCUCCCAGAUUCUCUUUCUGAUCACAGCUGUGUGCUCAUGGACAGUGAACUCAACGACCCUCAAUAUGAUCAGAGUCUUCUGGAAAACCUCUUCUACAAAGCUCCUAUGUCAAAUGAAUGUUUGGAAGAGGAACAUCCGCAGAAGGGCCCAACAGGGAAGCCAGAACACAAAAGCUCAGCUAAAAAUACCCGGCUUGAUUGUGAUGAUGUGCAGCAUUCAAAAGCAGGAGAUGAUCUCUCUGGACUUAGCAUUGAUAAAAUAUCUUUGCUUGGAGAUAUUCAUUUUGCCAGGCUUACUAUCAGUGAGUUAAAAGUUCCCACUGACAGUACUUCAAGAAGUCUUUCUAGAAAAGGAAGACCACCUCGUCCCCUCACCACAAAGAAAUGCUUUUAUAUUGUAGAAUACCUCUUUCCACUGGUCUCUGCUGGAUAUGAGGAUGUUCAACAAGUACCUUCAGAGAUUACAAAAGUUGUCUCUAGUAAAGUAAUAGAGGGCGUGGUGACGUUUCAGCACCAAAGUUUGUUUCCAGUGAGGUUCAGUAGGUCGUCUAUUAAACAGUGGUGGGAGAUGAAAGUCACAUUCAAGAUCUACUCCAGAAAUAGCCUUCAAAAGACACCCAUUCUCAUUGGGUCAGCAAUGUUUCCUCUGAGAUCUAUGAUGCAGAGUGAAUCGCUGAGCAUUUCUGCUGCCCUGCCUGUUCAAAGGCCGGAAGGAAACUCCGAUAAACAGGCAAUUGGUCCUCUGAAGGUUUCAUUCAAAUUAGCGGCAGACAAGAAUGAUUUCUCCACCAAAAAGAGACCUGCAAAGCGCAUGCUGAGUCCACAAAGACCUCUCUCUUCUCAUCUGACUGAGGAGCAUGGUGGGCAGAAGGGCUUAUGUGUGAGCGACGACAGGAGAGACCCAUCUCCUCGUGCAGGUGUUCAUCAAGUCCAGAGUAUUCUGAUACCUCCAACCAGAUCUCGCUCCACAUCACCACAUGUCAGAUACCAGAGCUCUCUUCAUGAGCCUCUGCGUCAGGAAGUGAAAGACACUGAGAUUUUGCUUCAUAUGUUGCUCAUGGUGCCUGAUGGGAAAGAUUUUAACUGUGCACCCAUGCAGCCCAAUAUCUACGUAAACUGUAAGCUCCUCGAAUCCGAUGAAACCGCUCGAUCGUCUGUGAGCUGGGGUCAUAAACAUCCAACGUUCAGCUUUAUUCAGGUGACUCCAAUUGCACUGACCAGCAGACUGUUGGAGAGAAUGAAGAACAACAUGAUGGUCAUUGAAGUUUGGUUGAGGGCCAGCAGCUCAGAUCAUGAUAAACUCCUUGGUUUAGUAAAACUACCUCUCCACCAGUUCUACAUGUCCUUCAGAGACCCUAAGAUCUCUGAGCUGCUCUUGCAGUCUCAGUAUCCAGUGGUUGGAGUGGACAGUUAUAUGCCCGUGGUUGACGUAUUCACCGGCAACACUCGUGGAAACCUAAGGGUGUGUCUAGCAAUGGGUCUAGCACAGCAGAUCACGGCACUGCAGCGAAUGAGGGAUGACGAGCUGGCCUGCGUGUCACCACUGCCUCGACCUGCACACAUGUUAGACCACCGGCCACAUGUAGAAACCAAGGCCAGCACCACUGCAGAUGUUCUGCGUGAGCAUGUCUUCAUGAUCCGAGUAGAGAGAGUGAAGGGUCUGACGCCUCUGCAGUCCACAGUGUGGGGAGAGGCUGACUGUUACAUCCAGUACUCCUUCCCUGCACAAAAUGAGUCGAGAGAGGACAUGGACCCACAUGUUGUUGAGAGCAAUGUAGACAUCAAGGCAUACCGCACUGAGACCACUCUCUGUGUACCUGACCCUGUGUUUGGACAUAAUGAGACUCAUGUCCUACUGGCUCCUCCUGACUUCCCAGUGCAAAGAAUACUGCUAAGCUCACUGGCCAAUCGGGGACUGAGGAAUGGAGGAGGAGUGCAGUUUGAGGUUUGGUGCAGGUAUUAUUAUCCAAAUGUUAGGGAUCAGCUAGUAGCCAGAGGACUGCUUCCCAUGUCCAAACUGUGUGCUAUGGUAACCAUGCAGAAACAGGGUCAAACCGAUGCACAACUUUUCUCCCUCCCUCUGGUCCCAAGAACUGACCGACCUGUUGACACGCAGCCUCAGUCCCCUGGGCUGCUUGAAGUGAGCCUUCAGUACAAGUCUCGACCAAUGAGGAGUGUCGGAGUGAAGAGUGGGGUCGUGCCGUCCCGCAGAGUGGUCCUGGUUGUGCAGGUGCACAGAGCAGCCGGGCUGCAAGCUGCAGCCAAAGUUCUUGCAGAUACAGACAGAUCGGUGCAGUAUUACUCUGAAGUGGGGCUCAACUCCUUCAUCACCAUGCAGUUGUCCUUCCUGCCGGACAGUGAGGUUCGAAGCACACGUGUGGCGGCCAGAAGUUUCUGCCCAGAGUUUGAACAUCACGCAGAGUUCUGCUGUAACCUGCUGGUGCAGAGAGACAGAGGGGAGAGUGUCAGUCUCGCUGAACUCCUGCAGGAGGCAGUGGCCGUCUUCACCAUUUACAACAGAGACACGCGCAAAAUGGUCGAUACAACAAGAUUGAAGGAUGCUGUUUUGGGCACUGUGAAAAUUAAGCUUGCAGAUCUGAUUCAGAAAAGAAGGGGUAUAUCUGGCUGGUACAGUCUCUCUCUGCCUCAGAGCACAACGUCACCUCACACUCUGACUUCAGCAGGAGGGCUUGAAAUCUCCAUCAGUUUUUCCCAUCAUGCAGAUAGGGAGCGAGUCAUCAGUUCGGCCCGUGGACUCGGAUGGGACGUGGGGCAAGACAGUGAAGAUGAGGCCGAUAUAGAGGACGAAGAUACUUUAGAAGAAAGUACAAAGUCUCUGGCAUUAUCACUUUCCAUGCCUAGAGUGUGGCUGCCCAUCCAUUGCCUGCUGCUGCCAGGACAUGAAGACUUACAGCGUUCCACCUACUGCUACUACAGAUACAAACUGUACGACCAGCAGACCUUCUGCUCAGAACUUAGACAUCCUGUUCCAGAAGAGAGUGACGGAGAAGAGGGUUUAGCCACGGUGGCAUUUCAGGGCAGCAGAAGUGUGGUGUUGAGAAGGACUCAACCCCUGCGCUGGUACCUGAGGGAGGAGAGGCUGGAGGUGCAGUUGUGGGUGGCCUUUGGGAAAGAGAAGAGAGUCCGGCCUCAUAAUGCUGAUCGUCUGGUGGGCUCUGCCUUUGUGGAUCUCUCUGCUCUUCCUGGGACCUUGAAGCACCAUCAAACAAUCAGCGGUGUGUAUCCUCUGUUCAAGCGCUCUGCUGUAAACCUGAGUGGUGCUGCUGUCAGAGUCCAUAUCACUGUGACGACAGACUCUGUACCACAUGAGCCUCAAGCCAUUGAGGAGCUCAACAGUUCAGGAAAAGAGGAGGAGGAGGAGGAGGAGGAGGAGGAAGAAGGCCUCCCCACGACAGUGCUGUCUAGACAAUCUCAGUCCCUCAGCAAACAGCUCAUUAAAUCAGCCGUGAGCUCUGAUUCUCCACCAUCCACAGAACUCAUCAAUGAGGACACGUUCGUGGCCAACAUUACUGUGGACAGAGCCAUGCAUCUGAGUCUGAAGGGUUGUCCUCUUGCUGAGCGGGGUGGAGGGUUGCCUAGUUGCUGUGUUUCCUACGCCACCACCGAUGCCCCAGGCACAGUGACCACAGAAUUGAUCAAAGACAGUGACUGCCCUGUGUGGGACCAUCAGCAAGAAUGCCGACUGUCAAAGGAGCUACUUUUGGAUCCCCAGCAGUCCUUGGUUUUUAAAGUUUGGCAUAAAGGAGAGGUCGAGCGGGUGAUUGGAUUCGUGUCUGUGGACCUGUCACCACUUCUUUCAGGAUUUCAGUCCGUUUGUGGCUGGUAUAACAUCACUGAUUUCAGCGGGCAGUGUCAGGGACAGCUAAAGGUGUCUGUGUCUCCUCUGAGGGCAGUACAUGACCUCCGGGCACAGAGACAGACGGCCCACGAGACUGUUGCUCCAGACUCGAGUGCUCUCUUUAGUGCACUUCCACUCUGCUAUCAAACAACAGCUACGUACCACAGCUUCCCCAGCCACAUUAGUCGAUUCUCAGAACAGAGGAUCAACACACCUCCUGAUCAGUUUGAAAGUCUGCUCUCUGACAGAUCCAGUGUGACAGAUCGCCACGACGAGCACAUGGACAACAUAAGAAUGUUCCAUCAGACUUUGCAUGAGGGUGAGAAAGCAUCUCGCUCCUUCUUGGCAGGAGAUCCCCACCCAUCCAGUUCAACACUCUUCUCUGCCCUCAGGAAAAACCUCAGCGAGUUAGAUGAUAUUCAGAGAUAUUUCAGCCGGAAGUUGUCCACUCCAACAUUCCCAAAGCUGAGUGAGCUGAGAGGAACCUCCAGGCAGGAAGAGCACAGGGACUCGGAGACGGACACCACACAACUCCUACUGAAGUCCAGUCAGCUGGUGGGAGAGGUCAAUAACAUCAUUAAAGGCUUAAGUGAACACCAAACGGAAGAAGCACCAACUACCCUUAAAAGGUCCACCACUCCUGAUGCGGUUGAUGAGCAUGUAACCUAUGGGGUUGAUCAGCUGAUAUUAUCGGAGUCUGACAGCUGUGAGACAGAGCCACGCUUUCAUAAAGACUCAGACAUGAUGUUGGAGGAUGAAGAUGAAGUCUCGCCCAUUAGCUUUCCUGUUCAUGCAGAGAUCAGACAGUCACCAGCUCCUCCUGAAGCUCAAAAGCUCCAUCACAGCUCCAGCGAUCACUCAUCUGAUGAAGAUGAGUGUAAAGAAGAGGAUAAAGACGAGGAUGAGCAUGAAGAAUUUGAGGAAACUUUGAUACAGCCCAGAACACUCAAUGAGGUCACUUCAGUCACAGACAGAACCAGUCCCUGGACCAGCCUGCUGUCUGACCCAGAUAUGGGAUCUCUGGAGAGUCUGGAGUUACUGCAGCAUCACGUUCAUGACGACACCCUCCACACUCGAGGAGAGGAAAGAAACAGCAGAGAACUUGUUCCAGACGUUAACCCGCAGUCACUGAUUGCAGAAUCUCAAGGUAUUGUUUCUGACUCCGAUAUCUGUGAAGGAUCUGAAACUGAUCUGGAUACAUUUAGGAGUGAAAGCGCUAUUGCCACCGAUCAUUGGGAACAGCAGCCUUCUCCAGAUGGAGACGGUGCUCUUUGUAGCAUUAGUGAGGUUGAAGAUUAUGACCUAAGUAACAGUGGGCCUGAAGAAAGGGAUGAGAAACCGAACUCGCCUCCCUCUACAGAGUCUGGUUCAGAAACGGAUAAUAAAAGUGUUGAGAGGAGAACAAAACCUUCUGAAUCUGUAGAGAUUCCAAAUUUCUUCUUGUCGGCGCACCAUCUGGAGGCGUCCAUGAGGGCUUUGAGGAUGGCACCUGUCUUUCCAUCAGCAACAACUCAAUCUGAGACUUUAAAUCCUGUAAAUCUAUAUCGAAGAAUGCCUCGAUCAAGACCCAGCGUCCCUCCAUCACAGAGGAGUGAAGAGACCAAAAGAAUUGCAAAAAUAUUUGCUUCAAAUUUUACAGAAGGAAGUUAGUACAUUCUUCUGAUUUAUGUGUGCUUGCUUUUAAUUUUGUGCAUGUGAAUUUUUGAUGCUUAUUUAUUUCUUACGUAAUGCAAUAUGGCUUUCUAACAGGAAUUUUGGAUAAUGUAAGCAUUAAAAAAGUUGUUUAUUUACAGUAAUAAACUAUUUUUGUAAUAAAUAAUUUUGUAUUUCCAUA
Rhinichthys klamathensis goyatoka is the source of this 6911-nucleotide messenger RNA. It is a transcript of the gene c2cd3, whose product is annotated as C2 domain containing 3 centriole elongation regulator. The record is from RefSeq and is a predicted model, not a curated record. Gene Ontology annotation, cellular component: centriolar satellite; centriole. NCBI's taxonomy places the organism in Eukaryota, Metazoa, Chordata, Actinopteri, Cypriniformes, Leuciscidae. The transcript has 33 exons. Bases 116 to 6727 code for a protein of 2203 amino acids. Gene Ontology annotation, biological process: cilium assembly; centriole elongation.